Molecule: messenger RNA, 1689 nt
Organism: Populus nigra (black poplar)
Lineage: Eukaryota; Viridiplantae; Streptophyta; Magnoliopsida; Malpighiales; Salicaceae
Product: transcription termination factor MTERF4, chloroplastic-like
Exons: 2
Coding region: 238-1368 (376 amino acids)
Biological process (GO): regulation of DNA-templated transcription; chloroplast organization
Cellular component (GO): chloroplast
Molecular function (GO): double-stranded DNA binding
Source: RefSeq, a predicted model, not a curated record
CCUCCUUCGACCUCCAUUGUAAUCCCUACUCAAUGGGUUUAAGUUUAACAUAAAGGCUCUCUGUCCCCCCUCUCACUCCAGUUUCUCUCUGAAAAAAAGGGCCACCUGAAACAAGCCCAUCUGGGCCAGUCAAAUUUAGCAGACCGCCAGCCAGCCAGGGGAGAAACCCUAACGAAAACCCUUUUUCUCCUUCUAUUCCUGUCAUCAAUCUUACAGCAUUUUGCUUCCCACUAAAAAAUGAGCACCAAUAUUAAUAGCAAUAUACCAUUGAGAAAUCUGCUUUCUCUGAUUCAAAGACGUUUCCUGAAAACAUCAUCUACUACACGACCUCCCAAUGCCUCCUCUUCUUUUACUGUUCAAUACCUCGUCAACUCAUGCGGGCUUCCUCUACAAUCUGCUCUUUCCGUCUCCAAAAAGUUCCAAAUCGAUGAAAAUAACCUUCAGAAGCCUCAAUCCGUCAUCCACUUCUUGAAAUCUUACGAUUUUCAGGAUGCCCACGUUGCCAAAUUGAUCGAAAAGUGGCCUGCUGUCCUCCGUUCCAGAACAGAAGGUAAUCUCAAGCCUAAGUUUGACUUCUUCAUAAAAAAUGGCUUUGUGGGUCAGCUUCUGCCUCAGCUUGCCGUAUUGGAUCCGAGAAUUUUUAGAGCCUCCUUACAUGCUCAUAUCAAGCCAUGUUUUGAGCUUUUGAAACGUUUUCUCGAAAGUAAUGAGAAUAUUUUAGCUGCUCUUAGUCGUGCUCCUUUUUUAAUGUCCUUUAGUUUCAAUGCUACCGUGCGACCAAACCUUGACUUGUUGAAAAAGGAGGGAGUGACCGCUGAUAGGGUUGCAAAACUGCUAUUGUCGCAGCCAAGAUCUUUACAACAUAGUAAUCAUAGGAUGGUUUAUGCUGUCACUUAUCUUAAGCAACUGGGCAUCGAACCAGACAAGACAAUGUAUAUACAUGCUCUUACAGUGAUUGCACGAAUGAAUGAAUCUGCUUGGAGGAAGAAAAUUGAUAUGUUUAAGAGUGUUGGGUGGACCGAAGAGGAGGUUUUAUGGGCUUUUAAGCGAUUCCCUUGUCUAUUAUUAAGUUCAGAGGAGAAAAUCCGGAGCAUGAUGGAUUUCUUUCUGAAUAAGAUGAAGUUGGAACGGCAAACUAUAGUUGCCAAUCCUGCGCUUCUUAAAUACUCUUUUGGCAAUAGGAUUCUUCCGAGGUGCAAUGUUUUGGAGGUUUUGAAGUCAAAGAAGCUGAUUAAAGGAGACACAAACAUUGCUACUUUUCUAAAAUUAAGCGAGAAGGAUUUCAUGGAGAGAUGUGUUGCCAAGUACGAGAAUAAAGUUCCUGGUUUACUGGAGAUGUAUGGAGGAAUUGACAAAGGAAAAAGAUGAUAAUGGAUAGCAAUGAAGAUGUUGAAGCCAAAAAACUGAAGCUGUUUUGAGGUCGAACUCUGAUAUCCCACAAUUAAGAGCAAAAACAUGCUGACAACCUUUCCUGGUGGGCAAAAGGCUUGACAAGCACCAGCGUACGAUUUGCCGGACCUCCCAUCCUUCAAAUUAAGGACAGUUCAAAUUUGGCCCUUCAACUUUCAAGACCCCAUGAAGGUGCCCUUCAUGUUGUUGUUUUGUACUUGUUAUUCACCUUGUACAGAUAUUUUGUAAGAAUUGAGCUCUGUUGUUGCAUUUAACAAAAUUGAUUAAAAAUUUCAUCUA